This is a messenger RNA of Cynoglossus semilaevis (tongue sole), 2159 nucleotides long. It is a transcript of the gene umps, whose product is annotated as uridine monophosphate synthetase. The transcript has 11 exons. Gene Ontology annotation, biological process: 'de novo' UMP biosynthetic process; 'de novo' pyrimidine nucleobase biosynthetic process. Lineage: Eukaryota; Metazoa; Chordata; Actinopteri; Pleuronectiformes; Cynoglossidae. The coding region runs from base 16 to 1524 and encodes 502 amino acids. The record is from RefSeq and is a predicted model, not a curated record. Gene Ontology annotation, molecular function: orotate phosphoribosyltransferase activity; orotidine-5'-phosphate decarboxylase activity.
AAACUUCAUCUUGCGAUGUCCAUUCCCAGAUCGGUUGGUAGAAUCCCACACAACACGGGUAUUUACCAUUAUCGGUGUUGUUUUAUGUAUUUAAUAUCUAUCUAUACGAUCUUUUACCGCACAAGACGGUGGACUACGGAACUAUUAGCAGGGUGGGUGGCCCCCAUUUACAUUGACCUGAGAGUCCUGGUGUCCCACCCCGUGCUCAUGAACGAGGUCUCCAGUCUAAUUCACCAGCGUGCACUAAAAGAAGGGCUGCAGUUUGACUCUCUGUGUGGGGCUCCUUACACUGCCCCGCCUCUGUCCACAAUCAUCUGCUCACAGAACCUACUGCCCAUGCUCAUAAGACGGAAAGAAGCAAAGGACUACGGAACCAAGCGCACGGUGGAGGGCUCAUUCCGUGAGGGGGACACCUGCCUGAUCAUCGAGGACACAGUGACCAGUGGCAGCAGCAUCAUGGAGACGGCCGUUGUGCUGCACAAAGAAGGACUCAAGGUGACAGAUGCCAUUGUUCUCAUGGACAGAGAACAAGGUGGGAAGCAGAUGUUGGCAUCCAAGGGAAUCAGACUCCAACCAAUUAUCUCCAUGACCAUCCUGCUUAACGUGCUGCAGACGGCUGGACGCAUCGAUGCCAAGACUGCACAGAAUGUCAGAGAAUUCAUUCUGGCCAAUAAUACCUUCAGCUCUAAGAUGAGCAGCUCUGACGUUCCCAUUAAAAAGCCUUGUAUUAGAGCGGCGUCCGAGCUGAGCUACGCAGACAGAGCCAAACUACCAAACGUUCACCCUGUGGCGUCAAAGCUGCUCAGCGUCAUGGAAGAGAAGACGUCCAACCUCUGUGUGGCCGCCGACGUGACCAGCAGCGAGGAGCUCCUUCAGCUGGCAGACACGCUCGGCCCCCAAAUCUGCAUGCUGAAGACACACGUAGACAUCCUGGAGGACUUCUCAGAAGACUUUGCCCAGAAACUACAGGCUCUGGCUGAACAACACAACUUUCUCAUCUUUGAAGAUCGAAAGUUUGCCGACAUCGGAAACACCGUGAUUCAUCAGUAUAAAGGUGGUACAUACCACAUCUCAUCCUGGGCCCACAUUGUGAACGCUCAUGUGGUGCCAGGUCCAGGGGUGGUCCAGGGUCUGAGUGCUGUGGGAAAACCUCUGGGUCGAGGCUGUUUGCUCAUCGCACAGAUGAGUUCUCAGGGGUCGCUGGCCACCGGAGAAUACACCAAGGCUGCGGUGAAGAUGGCGGAGGAGCAUUCGGAUUUCGUGAUGGGUUUUAUCUGUGGGUCAAAGGUCACCAACAGGCCAGAGUUCAUCCACAUGACUCCUGGUGUUCAGAUGCAGUCUGCAGCUGACGCCUUGGGCCAGCAGUACACCAGCCCGGAGGACGUCAUCCACGUGAAAGGCUCUGAUGUCAUCAUCGUGGGACGAGGAGUAUUGACGGCUGCUAAUAGGCUGAAAGCCGCAGAGUCGUACAGGAGGUCGGGCUGGGAGGCGUACAAGAAGAGACUGUGUCAGGAAGAGAUAUGAAUAAGAUCAUGGGUUAAUGAUUAUGGUAAAAUAAUUAGAAUAACAAAAUUUGUGUUAAAAUAAAUAUAGAUGUGCAAAUGAAAUGUUAUUUGUGGAAAUACAGAUUCUUUUGCAUCAAUGGUACGAUAUAUAUAGACCCUCAUCAUCAUCUGAGUUCUGUUCUUCAACUCUUCCUUUACACAGUACUGCAUGUCUGCAUUUAGUUUUCAUUGAACUGUAAAACUGGAAAGGAGUGUUGUUUCUGCUUCUUAACUUCUUCGUAAUCUAAACGCCCCAAAAACAAGAUGAUCUGGGCUUUUAUUUUGACAGCGGGGUAUCUCUAACAUUUAGAGUCUGCCCCAGAACAAUUUCUAAAUAAUUUCUCUUACAUCAUUUCCCAGUUUGUGAACCGUGUGUUCAUCCUGAGGAGUCAGCCCACCGUCAUCAUAAAACCAACAAAUAAGUCAGUGGUAUUAGAGUAACAGGAGCUCAGAGAACAAGUCAAACAAACCCCUCCCCUUUAAAGGAACAGUUUGUCAACAGUGUCCUGAAGCUGUAACAGUCAGCGUUCAUCACUGGCUUCACGGAAAAAAGACUUUUUGUUUCCUCAAUGUUAUAACUUUUAUUUUACUUCAAUAAAGAGUAUAAUUCUACUA